Fomitopsis serialis is the source of this 771-nucleotide messenger RNA. RefSeq lists its product as uncharacterized. The transcript has 5 exons. Bases 1 to 771 code for a protein of 256 amino acids. Lineage: Eukaryota; Fungi; Basidiomycota; Agaricomycetes; Polyporales; Fomitopsidaceae. The record is from RefSeq and is a predicted model, not a curated record. Gene Ontology annotation, molecular function: oxidoreductase activity.
AUGCGCACGUAUCUCGUCGUCGGAGCAAGUAGAGGCAUUGGCCUCGCCCUCGUCCAAGAACUGCUUGAGGACCCGACAACCCACGUCCUCGCCACCGCACGCUCCCUGUCCCGCUCGCCCGGGCUCCAAGCCCUCACCUCGUCCUAUCCACCCGCGCGCCUCUCCAUCCUCGAGCUCGACGUUGCCGAUCCCGCGAGCGUUGAGCGCGGCGCAGCCAACGCAGCCACUCUACUCUCAGAGUACGAAGGGUUGGACUGCCUGAUACACAACGCGGCGGUGUUGCUGCAGGAGUUCACUCCGUUUGAGCAGGUCGACAUCGCCUCGCUCCACCAAGAGCUCUACACCAACACCGUCGCGCCCCUGCACGUCGCGCGCUCCUUCCUCCCGCUCCUCCGCCGCGGACUCGGCGCACCCGCCUCAGAGAAAAAACUCGUCUUCGUGUCCUCCAACCUCGGCUCGCUGGAGAUCGCCCCGACGUUCGCCGGGCUGUGCGAGACAUACUCCGUGACGAAGGCCGGACUCGGCAUGAUCGCACGCAAAUGGGGGGCGACGCUCAAGGACGAAGGCAUCUGCACCAUGAUCCUCCACCCAGGCUAUGUCGGCACGGACAUGGGCAACAGUAUCAAUUCAUGGGUCUCCGAGCACCUCCCUGCGGUCCAGAAGAUAAGCCCCGCCGACUCCGCGGCGCAGUGCCUGCAAGUGAUCAAGGACGCCCGGCUCGAGGAAGCGGUCGCAUUCUAUGCGUACGAUGGGUCGAGGAUCCCUUGGUGA